This is a messenger RNA of Onthophagus taurus, 1422 nucleotides long. Its product is annotated as COMM domain-containing protein 8. Lineage: Eukaryota; Metazoa; Arthropoda; Insecta; Coleoptera; Scarabaeidae. The record is from RefSeq and is a predicted model, not a curated record.
AUGUGUUUUGUAAAUAAAAGUUAAAAAACUCCCAAAAUGUCUGUAGUUGAUGCAAAUUCCUUAUUAAAAUUUUCAAAUUCGCAGGAUUUAUUACAGUUUCUUCAUUUCUGUAUUGAUGAGAUGGUAGGAAAAAGUAAAAUCUCCAUGGAUAGCUUUAAUAAUGAAAUAGAACUCACAAAAGAUGAGUUAAAAAAAACUAAAAAUUACGUUCAAGUUCUUUUUACAAACUUGGCUCAUCAUAAGGAUUUUAAGAUCGAUUUACAAGAUAGUAUUCAGGAAGCCAUUCGAAACUGUUUUACGAUAAGAAAAGAGGAUAUUGAAAACCAUGUUAAAUAUGAAAAUAUCGUAAAUUCAGGCUUGUUAUUGGUUGAAAACUUUGAUUGGAAGUUAAAAUGGGUGAUUGGAAGCUCAAGUUUUGCUACCCUAUGUGAACCUUUGGUUCAAAUUGAUUUUAAUUGUGGUGGGAAUGGUAAUAUCAAAGAAAAUGUAAAUUUUGAAAUGACUUUUGAACAAGUUGAAAGAAUGAUUGAAGAAUUGGAAAUGAUGAAAACCAAAAUUAAAUAAAUUUGGAUUGAAUUGGUGCUUUAUUAAUGUUUAUUUAAUAUAUAUAUAUUGUUAACACAUCCUUUGAUAGGUCAAUAAUAAAUCGUUUGUAUUCGAAAACAAACUUUAUUUUUAUUCUCUUUUUACGCUCAACUAUAUAAUAUCUACCACAGUCCAGGUGCUUCAUUUAUAUGUAUUAUAUUUUAGGCUAUUUUCUGCUGCCACUUUUGACAUUUUGUGAAAACUUGUUUAUGCCCGAUUCAAAUUGAUCCAGAAGCAUUCCAACGCUAGAAUGCUACUGGAACAAUGUGAACCGGCACUGGAAUGUACUCAUUCCAGUAAGCAAUCCACUCCAGUGACUGGAUCGACGGUCUACUUUUUCAUUCCAGCGCCACUGAAAUAAAGUGGACCGUUCCUCCAGUGCUUAAGAUUGCGAAUUCUUAACGAAUCGAUUAAGAAUCCACUGGACUGGAUUGACUCGCUGGAAUACUGGACUGGAAUAAUGUGAACCAGGUAUUAGACUAUUACAAAUUAAACAUAUGUAUUAAUUGAAUGGUAUUAAAAAAAUAAAAGUCAAUUUUUAUAGGAAACACCCUAAGUGUAUUUUAUUAUUAUAUAUUUAUAAACACAUUCACACUUACAAUGAAGUUGCAUUUACGAGAACACAGCCUUUUUGAUAAGUCGAUAGGGGAUAACAGUACGAAAUAUCAAAGAAGAGCUGCGUAGAGCGUAGUUAUGAGGACCAUGACCGGUUUUUUUUUAAGUAUUUUCCUAAUUAUUGAUUAGUAUUUUUGAAUGUUUCAAAUGUUGUGUUAUACUAGGUCCUCAAAACUACAUUCCAUCACUUACAACUAUUUUUUUUUUUUUAAUUUCUUGUAA